Aspergillus terreus NIH2624 is the source of this 1242-nucleotide messenger RNA. RefSeq lists its product as uncharacterized. The record is from RefSeq and is a predicted model, not a curated record. Lineage: Eukaryota; Fungi; Ascomycota; Eurotiomycetes; Eurotiales; Aspergillaceae. The transcript is spliced from 2 exons. Gene Ontology annotation, cellular component: cytosol; COP9 signalosome. Bases 1 to 1242 code for a protein of 413 amino acids.
AUGGCCUCUCAAAAAAUCGCCGCCGCCCUCGCGGACAUUGAAGCCUCCUCCAAUCCCCAAAACAAACUCCAGCGAUACGACCAGCUCCUCUCGGAGCUCGUCUCGACCGCCUCCGACGACCAAAUCGCCCAAGACCUCAUCUUCUACCUCGACUCCGUGCUCAGCGAAGACAUCAGCAUCGUCUCGGCCCGCCCCAUCCUCGACUCCUUCAUCGCCGUGCUGCGCAACCUCCGUCCCGAAACCCAGAUCGCCGUCGGCCAGCACGCCGUCACGCUCCUCCAGUCCCGCUCCACAUCCGUCGAGGAGCAGGACGCCCAGAUCCGCGAGCUCCUCGCCGACGCCUACGAGUCCCAGGAGGAGUACAUUGCCGCCGCGCGCGCCCUGCAGGGCAUCCACAUCGACAGCUCGCAGCGGCUGGUGUCCGACGCCGCCAAGGUGCGCCUGUGGAUCCGCAUCGUGCGCCUCUACCUCGAGGAGGACGACACAACCAGCGCGGAGGCCUUCCUCAACCGCAUCAAGAACCUUCCCAGCAAGAUCGACGACCACGAGCUGAAGCUGCACUUCCGCCUGUCGCAGGCCCGCAUCCUCGACGCCCGCCGCCGCUUCCUUGACGCCAGCCAGGAGUACUUCACCGUCAGCCUGGCCGCGGGCGUCGACGACGCCGACCGUCUGCAGGCCCUGGCCGCCGCCAUCCGCUGCGCUGUGCUCGGCCCCGCCGGCCCCCAGCGCGCCCGCAUCCUCGCCACCCUCUACAAGGACGACCGCGCCACCUCGGUCGACGAGUUCGCCAUCCUCGAGAAGAUGUUCCUCGACCGCUUGCUGACCCCCGCUGAGGUCGCGGCGUUUGCGGAGCGUCUCGCUCCGCACCAGCUCGCCCAGACUGCCGACGGCACCACUGUGCUCGACAAGGCUGUCGUCGAGCAUAACCUCGUCGCGGCGAGCAAGCUGUACGAGAACAUCACGACCGAUGCGCUGGCAGCUAUCCUGGGGCUGGAGGGCAGCGGAGAUCUCACGGCGGGCGAGAAGGCCGAGGCGUAUGCGGCGCGCAUGGUUGAACAGGGCCGGUUGAACGGGACGAUCGAUCAGAUCGAUGGCGUUAUCGUUUUUGCGUCUAACACUGCUGCGCGUCGGCAUAUUCGCCAGUGGGAUGCGGGCGUGCAAGGUCUCGCGGAGGAUGUCGAACGCGUGGCGACCAGCAUCACGGAUGCUUUCCCGGAGUUUGCCGCGCAGACGGUGCAUUGA